AUGAAAAGUAACUUGGAUGAAAGCCAGAAAAAUAUUGACCCUGCUAAAAUCCGCAAUUUUUCCAUCAUUGCUCAUAUUGACCACGGCAAAUCGACCCUAGCCGACCGCUUAUUAGAAGUAACUAACUUAAAAAAUAGCAAUAAAUCCUUUGAAAGAAUACUCGAUAGUCUUUCGCUUGAACAGGAGAAAGGUAUCACUAUUAAACUAAAUGCGGUUCAACUUUAUUAUCCGCCGGAAAGUCCCACUCCUUAUAUUUUUAACCUGAUUGACACUCCUGGACAUGUCGAUUUUAUGUAUGAAGUUUCCCGUUCUUUAGCUGCUUGUGAAGGGGUAAUACUGCUGGUUGAUGCGACCAAGGGUAUUCAAGCCCAAACAUUAGCUUAUUAUGAAAUUGCCAAAAAACUUAAUUUAAAAAUCUUACCGGUUAUUAAUAAGAUUGAUUUGCCUUCUGCUCAAUUAGAUAUGACUAAAAAUCAGUUAAUUGAAUUACUAAAUUGUCAAGAAAGUGAUAUAGUUUUAAUUUCGGCUAAAAACUUAAAGUUUCAACCGACUUGCCUCCGAAAAAACUCUUCUACCCUAGAUGCCGCUCUUUAUGUUAAAAAUACUAAUCAGGCCAAAAAAAUAACCGAAAAGGAAAUUGGUUCUUUUCAAACCCUUACUUUUAAAGUUAUCAGUCAAAAGAAAAUUGAAAGACCUGGUCCGGGAACUUAUGACCAUGAAUUAAAAGUUGAGCCUUUUUCCUUGAGAAUGGAGGGAUUACCAGAAAUUUCGCGAAUUGUUUUUGAAUUUGGCUACGGUCAAUCUCUUGAAGGAACUCCGUGCGAGAUUGAUAAUGAUAGCGGCGGGGUUUUAAAUUUUUCUAGUUCGAAAACUUUGAGGUGGAUAGUUUGGUGGAAAAAACUGAUGGGAAUAAACCAGGAAAAAAAGAAAAAAGUUCAUACCAUUCAAGAAGAGCAUCCAGCAGUCAUUAUUUCUAACGAUAAGCAAAACCAGUUCAGUUCGGUGAUAACUGUUCUGCCGAUUACCUCGCAAUUGGAUAAAACUUAUCCUUUUGAGGUUCUUAUUAAUUUAGACAAACUCAGUAAAAUUCUCCUCGACCAAAUUACUACUAUUGACAAACAAUAUCUAAAAAAGAAAAUUGCUUCGCUGACUGAGAAAGAAAUGGCUAUAGUAGAAAAUCGUUAUUAUGGGGUAAUUAUUUAUGCUCGUAUUUUUGAAGGAAAAUUAACGAAAGGACAAAAAAUUAAGUUUCAUACUAAUCAACAAAAGAUUUAUCAGGUAGAAAGAGUUGGAGUAAAAGUUCCCAAAGAGAUUUUAAAAGAUAAAUUAAUUGCUGGAGAAAUUGGUUGGUUUACCGCCAACAUUCGUGACAUGCGAGAAGUAAAAGUUGGUGAUACUGUCCUUGACUUAAACAAUAAUGACUCGACUUUAGAAGGUUAUCGAGAAGUAAAACCGAACGUUUAUUCUAAUUUAUAUCCCAGCGAUAGUUCUCAUUAUAAGGAAUUUAAAAAAUUUUUGGAGGAAUUACAGAUUCAAGAUAGUGGUUUAAGUUUAGAAACAAUUGAUUCACAAUUACUUGGCCCCGGCUUUCGUUGUGGGUUUUUGGGUUUGUUACACCGAGAAGUUGUUUGUGAAAGGCUACAAAAAGAAUAUAAUUGCGAAAUUAUUACUACACCACCAAGCAUUAAUUACCAAGUAAUUUUCUCGAAUGGUGAAACCUUGGAAACUAAUAAUCCACAAAAAAUACCAGCCAAAGAAAAAAUAAAGGCCAUCAAAGAGUUAUUUAUUUCCUUAAAUAUCGCUACUCCGGAGGCACACUUAGGAGCCAUUUCCCAAUUAUGUCAAAAUAAACGGGACAUUCUAUUGAAUAAUCAAUUAAUUCCUGAUUUGUCUUUUUUGGUUCAUCGCAGUUUUGCUUACGAACGAGCCAAAGUAGUAUGUGAAGGAUUGAAAGCAACCCUUAACCAGCAAACUUUCACAAUUCCGAUUCAGGCUACUAUUGGUAAUCAAAUAAUUGCACGGGAAACUUUACCAGCCCUCAAAAAGCACGUUACUGAAAUCUUGCUGAAUUCUGUUGCGAAGGCACAAGAGCUUAUUAGGAAUUUUGCUAACGAACACAAAAAAAACCAAAGUUCUUUUACUCCAGAAAUCAUAAAACGACUUGCUUCAACAAACGUAAGGCAACAAUAUUUUGGUUUAAGAGACCUUUAUCAACGAUUAAUUAUUCCUGAACUGGAAAAAGAAAUCAGAAGAGAAGCAGAAGAGGAAACUAAAAAGAAGUGA
This is a messenger RNA of Ambispora gerdemannii, 2283 nucleotides long. Lineage: Eukaryota; Fungi; Glomeromycota; Glomeromycetes; Archaeosporales; Ambisporaceae. The record is from the annotation of a GenBank genome assembly.